AUGGUACAAACCGCCAUUCCUGCAGCAAUCCAAAGCACAAAAGAGGAUAAAAGUGAUUCGGAAAAUGAGUCAAGCAGUGAUAGCAAAAGUGGCUCAUCCUCUGAUUCCGAAAGUGAGUCCGGGUCUGGCUCAUCGAACUCCAGCUCUAGCGACAACGAAGGACAACAUGACCGUAGCCGAAGCACUUCCAAUCGAGCCAGCGGCACGACCAAUAACACCUCUACCGCCAGCAGUGACAUUCGGGAUGGUGCCAUCGAAAAUGGGCUUACCGAGCACCGGGCGUCGUCGAGCAAUAAUCACACCGCAGUCCAGGAGGAUGACGGGAAAGAGGACGAAGAGGAUGAAUCAGACGAUAACAGCGUGUCGGCGAGCAACGAACACGGUUCCGUAGUUAACCAUGUGCAGCCGACACGGGCCGUAGCUUCAAAUGAAAGAUCUCGUAGUUCGCACUUUGGCUCGGAUUCGGAUGAAAGCGAUCCGACGGGCGGGAGGUCGUCGAAACAGCAUCACAGUGAUUCCGAUGCGAGUAAGCCAAGCAACACCAGCCGGCAAAGUGGGGACGAUGACGAAGGUGAAGACGACGAGGAGCAGGAAGAGAACAGUGCUGGAAAUGAAACUGCGCCAAAACAAAGGUCUUCGAACAAUGUCACAAUGUCUGAAUCACCGGAAGAUUAUGAGGACGACGACGAGGACCAGGAGGAAGAGGACCAUCAAUCCUCCAAAAGUAGCUACGACGAUGAAGAUUAUGCGGCGAAUCAGUUGCGCCGGAAAAGUGCACGCAAAAAAGCGGUCGCCGCAGCACGGAAACGACCCGCCGCCCAGCCGGCUUCGAAGGCGAAGAAAAAGAAAAGCAGUACAAGCAGUCGCUGGAAGUCGGACACGUCCGACGAGAGUGAGGCCAGCGAUUCCGAUGCUUCGGAUCGUUUCCGCCGAAAAUCGGCCACGACAGCGGCGAAAAAGCGUGCAGCGGCGGUGGCCGCUUCGAAGGCGAAGGCAAAGAAAAAGAAACGGACUGGCACUGGUGGAGCCUACAGCACCGAUGAGGCUAGCAGUGAAGAAGAUCGGAAGCGGCCAUCGGCGUCACGACGAAAAACGGCCGUCAGCUACAAAGAGGCUAGCGGGGACGAGGCAACGGAUAGCGACGAUUUGCUGGAGGUGGACCAGGAAGCCGAAGAAGCGGCGGCAGCCGCUGCGGCGGAAGAGGAGAAAGCCGAAACAAUCGAGCGCAUUAUCGGACGACGGCGGGGCCGGAAAGGAGCGACCGGUGCCCUCACGACCGUGUACGCGAUCGAGGAACACGGUGACCCAAACCUGGCAGCAGCUGAAGGCGGCGAUCACCGAUCACCGGGGCAGAUGGAGGAACAGUAUUUGAUCAAGUGGACCGGCUGGUCGUAUCUGCACAGUACUUGGGAAUCGGAAGAAACACUCAAAGAGCAGAAGGUUAAGGGUAUGAAAAAACUUGAGAACUACCUGAAGCGCGAAGAAGCACUGCAGCACUGGCGCCAGUACCAGGCCGGGCCGGAGGAUAUCGAUUACUACGAGUGCCAGCAGGAGCUGCAGCAGGAUCUGCUGAAGAGCCACUACAACGUCGAGCGCAUCAUCGCCCAGGCAGACAAAGCGGAGGGUGGCGAGGGUACGGACUACCUGUGCAAGUGGGAGUCACUGCCGUACUCCGAUUCGACCUGGGAAGACGCGAGCUUGCUGCGCAAAAAGUGGCAGCCCAAGGUGGUCGAGUUUCACGAGCGCGAGGAGUCGCGCCGCACACCGUCCAAGCAUUGCAAGGCGAUCCGGUAUCGGCCCAAUUUUCGCCACCUGAAAACCCAACCGGAGUACCUGGGCGAAGACCGCGGUUUGAAGCUGCGGGACUACCAGAUGGACGGGCUGAACUGGCUCAUACUGACGUGGUGCAAAGAGAACUCGGUCAUCCUGGCCGACGAAAUGGGGCUGGGCAAGACGAUCCAGACGAUUUGCUUUCUGUACUACCUCUUCAAAUCGCAACAACUGUACGGGCCGUUCCUGUGCGUGGUGCCCCUCAGCACGAUGCCGGCGUGGCAGCGUGAGUUUGCCAUCUGGGCGCCGGAAAUGAACUUUGUGACGUAUCUGGGCGACGUGCAGUCGCGUGAAAUGAUCCGCCAGUACGAGUGGUGCUUUGACAGUACGAAAAAACUCAAGUUUAACGCCAUCCUGACGACGUACGAGAUUUUGCUGAAGGACAAAACGUUCCUCGGUUCGAUCAGCUGGGCUUCGCUGCUGGUGGACGAGGCGCACCGGCUGAAGAACGACGAUUCGCUGCUGUACAAAGCGCUGGAGGAGUUUGACACGAACCAUCGGCUGCUGAUCACCGGAACGCCGUUGCAAAACUCGCUCAAGGAGCUGUGGGCGUUGCUGCACUUCAUCAUGCCGCAGCACUUUGCGUCGUGGGACGAUUUUGAGCGCAACUACGGCAGCACGAACGACAAAAGCUACACCAAGCUGCACAAGGAACUGGAACCGUACAUUUUGCGGCGCGUUAAGAAGGACGUCGAGAAGAGUUUGCCGGCGAAGGUGGAACAGAUACUGCGCGUAGAGAUGACGUCGAUCCAGCGGCAGUUCUAUCGGUGGAUACUGACCAAGAACUUCAACGAGCUGCGCAAAGGCCUGAAGGGAUCGGCUUCAACGUUUCUCAACAUUGUGAUCGAGCUGAAGAAGUGCUGCAACCAUGCGUCGCUGACGCGACCCAUGGAGUUUGGAGCGCAGGUCACCCAGGACACCGUGCUGCAGCAGCUGCUGAAGGGUUCGGGGAAGCUGGUACUGUUGGACAAGCUGCUCUGCCGGCUCAAGGAGACGGGCCACCGGGUGUUGAUCUUUUCGCAAAUGGUCCGAAUGCUGGACAUUCUGGCAGAAUAUUUGCAGAAGCGACACUUUUCCUUCCAGCGACUCGACGGCAGUAUUAAGGGCGAGUUGCGCAAGCAAGCGCUCGAUCACUUCAAUGCCGAGGGCUCGACGGACUUUUGCUUUCUCCUGUCGACGCGCGCCGGUGGCCUGGGCAUUAACCUGGCGACGGCCGACACCGUCAUUAUCUUCGACUCGGACUGGAACCCGCAGAACGAUCUGCAAGCGCAGGCACGGGCACAUCGGAUCGGGCAAAAGAACCAGGUGAACAUCUACCGGCUGGUGACGGCCCGAUCGGUCGAGGAAGACAUCGUGGAGCGGGCGAAACAGAAAAUGGUGCUCGAUCAUCUGGUGAUCCAGCGGAUGGACACGACGGGCCGGACCGUGUUGGACGGUGGAGACAAGAACAGUGGCAACAGUUGGAACAGCAGUAAGGUUGGGGCCGGAAACAGCAACAGCAAUCCGUUUAAAAAGGAUGAGCUGUCGGCUAUCCUCAAGUUCGGCGCCGAGGAGCUGUUCAAAGAGGAGGAGGACGGCGACGAAGAGCUCGUUUGCGACAUUGACGAGAUCCUGCGGCGGGCGGAAACGCGCGACGAAGCCCCCGGUAUGCCGGGCGACGAGCUACUGUCGGCCUUCAACGUGACCACGUUCGAUUUCGACGAGGACACGGUGGGCGGCAAGCCGAUCACCGCCAAGGACCCCGAACCGGCGGAAGCCGAAGGCACGAAGCAGUUUUGGGAUGGCAUCAUUCCGCAGUCCUACCGGGAGCUGGUCGAGGCCGAAGAGCGUGAUCGGGAGAUCAAGGACCUCUACCUGCCACCGCGCCGGCUUGCGAUGAAGGCAAACGAGACGGACAGUGCGGCUGGCGGCGGCGGAAAGGGUGGGAAGAAGGGCAAGAAAGGGCACCAGGAGGAGAGCGACGAAGACUCCGAAGCCAGCGUUGGUGGUGGACGUGGUGGCGAUGAGGACGGCAAAGCGAAGCGCGCACGAGGGCGGCCAUCGAAUAAGGAGAAGAUAGCCGGCUUCACCGAUGCGGAGCUGCGUCAGUUGAUAAAGAGUUACAAAAAGUUUCCUGCCCCACUGAAGCGCCUUGAGGCGAUUGCGUGCGAUGCGGAGCUGCAGGAGAAGCCGCUCUCGGACUUGAGGCGCGUCUCGCAGCUGCUGCACGAUCGGUGCGUGCAAACGAUGAAAGAGAUCGCCCGGGAAGCGGAAAACGAGAAGCACACCGCCGGAGGGGGCCCCGCCUCGGUGGCCGGUGAUGCGGCCAAGCGGAAGUGUGCCCGUGCGGCGUACUCGAACAAAAUCGGUGGCGCAUCGUUCAACGUGAAAACGAUGAUGCAGUGCGUCGAGGAACUGCAGCCGCUGGACGAAGUGAUCCCGGCCGACCCGGCUGAGCGGAGCCGGUGGCAGCUGAGCUUCAAAACCCGACCGCCCAACUUCGACGUCGAGUGGAGCGGAGAGGACGAUUCGCGGCUGCUGCGGGGCAUCUAUCAGUACGGGAUCGGGUCGUGGGACGCGAUGAAGAUGGACCCGUCGCUCGGGCUGUCGGACAAGAUACUGGCGAACGAUGCGAACCGGAAACCUCAGGGCAAGCAUCUGCAGUCACGGGCCGAAUAUCUGCUGAAGGUGUUGCGCAAGACGCUCGAGCUGAAGCGUGGCCCUUCGAAACCGCGCAAGCCACGCAAACCAAAGGAACCCAAAGCGGCGGCGGCCGUUGCCGCCCCGAGCCUAAUGCUCCAUCCCGCGCCCGCGUCUGCCGGAAGUCCGCUUCGGGCUUCGGGCACGGACUCGAUAGGCUGCUCGAUAUCGGCAACGAUAGCAGCGGUAGCCGCCGGUGAAGAUGUCUCGUUGGGCGUCGGAGGUCCCGGAAUGCCCUCGGGUGGUUUGGGACCGGCGGCCGCUGCGAUGGCGGGCGCAACCGGGUUGACUGAAGAGAAAAAGACUGGUAGCAAAAGUAAAAAGCUUUCCGAAUCAGAGAACCAUCACCACCAUAACUACCACCACCAUCAUCAUCACCACGAUGAGCAUUCGAAUGGAUCGCGGGCUGACGAACACCAUCACCACUACGGCGGUAAAGAUCAGGCAACGGCGGCGGGUGGGAAGGAGAAAAAGAAGUCCAAAAAGGAUCGGCAAAAGGAUUCGAAGAAGAAGAAGGAUAAAAAUACGGGACCGAUGCACUUCACGGCGAACAACGAACCGUGCGCGCUCAACAUUUUGGGCGACCUCGAUCCGACGGUCUUCAACGAGUGCAAGGAAAAGAUGCGGCCCGUGAAGAAGGCACUGAAAACGCUCGACAAUCCGGACGAGACGCUGCCGCAGGAUGAACAGCUGCGGCAGACGCGCGACUGUCUGCUGAGCAUCGGCAACCAAAUCAACCUGUGUUUGGGCGAGUACCGAGAUCCGGAAAAGGCGAAAGAGUGGCGCAGCAACCUGUGGUACUUUGUGUCCAAGUUCACCGAGUAUGACGCACGCAAACUGUUCCGGCUGUACAAACAUGCACUCAAGCGCAGUGAGGGCACUGCCGAUCGGUCCGGAGGCGACACGAGUACCGACGGCGGUAGCGGCGGUGUUAGGAAGUCAUCCGGUCAUGAGCACAGUUCCGGCGCUGCACCGACACUCCAGCUCGGUCGAUCGCCUAUGAAAGAUGCCAAAGACGCUGCCAAGCACCAUCAGCACCAUCAUUAUCACCUUCAUCCUGCUGCUGCUGCUGCUGCUGCAGGCGUCGGCAUCAGUCAGUCAACGUCGGCAUUAAAUUCGUUGGGAAAGAUUAAGAAAAUUUCCAACAGCAAACAGGACAACGGGCACAGUAGUAGCGGCUAUGACCGGCCAUUGACGUCCAAGUCUCCGUUGAAAGCCCAGAGCAUGCUUACCGAUGGCGGGACCGGCGGCGGCGGCGGCACUAUGGAUGAGGAAAAAGCCAGAUCGCGACGCGAAAGGAAGGACAAAAAGCGACACCAUCUGCUGGGAGGGACGAUAAGCGGACCGAUUGUCAGUGAUUCGGCACUGCAGCAGCGGGAGCGUUAUAUGGCCGCGACGGCAGCGGGUGCCGGUGGAGCGGCGAUCGAUCAUGGAUCGGACUCCGGUGGUGGCAAGGAGGAAGGUUCGUCGAUGCAUUCCAAACGGCGUCUCGAGGAAGGGGAGUAUGAUGAGAACAGCAAAGAGUACAAAAGGCUGCACGGUAGUGACAGUCGCAACCAUCGUGGAGAGCGGGAUAAAAAGUGGGACGAAUAUGGCGAUCGUGAUCGCAUGAGAAACAUAGGAUCUAGGGGAGCUGCAUCAAACAGCGCACCGCAAAGUGGACGCGGAUUCCCGGACUCACGAGACGAUCGGGGAUCGUAUGUAGGCGUGGAUGCAUCGGUGGAUCGUUGGAGAGAUAGGUACGGUGGGGGGGAACACAAACGAGAUCGAUACGAAGGUUACGGAAGCCGGCACAUGGCGCCGUCCGGUUAUCAUCGAGAGCGGGAAUGGGAUCGCGACCGGGGAGAGCGUGAGCGAGACCGUGAGCGGGAUCGUGAUCGAGGUGAUCGCGAUCGUGAUCGAGAUCGCGGAGAGCGUUGUUUCAAGGACAAACGAAGACACAUGCCUCCCGGCACCGGAAGCUACCCGAGUAAUCACUACGGAAUGCCACCGGCUGGCUACUAUCCCCCCGCAGACGGCACCUCGUACCGUUCGUAUCCGGUUGCGUUUCCACCCCGACAACCACCUGGUGUCCUGCCCGUCGUCGUGCCUGGGUCCGUUGCAAGUUCUGGCGGCUGUGUUGGCGCUGGCAGUGCAGUUGGAAGUGCAGUUGGUGAGUCUGCCAGUGGCGGCUGCGGCUUACAGCCAGACUACUUGGAAAGUCGACGAAACUAG
Anopheles cruzii is the source of this 6723-nucleotide messenger RNA. It is a transcript of the gene Chd1, whose product is annotated as chromodomain-helicase-DNA-binding protein 1. Gene Ontology annotation, molecular function: ATP-dependent chromatin remodeler activity; ATP hydrolysis activity; histone binding. The coding region runs from base 1 to 6723 and encodes 2240 amino acids. Gene Ontology annotation, biological process: regulation of transcription by RNA polymerase II; nucleosome organization. NCBI's taxonomy places the organism in Eukaryota, Metazoa, Arthropoda, Insecta, Diptera, Culicidae. Gene Ontology annotation, cellular component: chromatin; nucleus. The record is from RefSeq and is a predicted model, not a curated record. The transcript has 7 exons.